This is a messenger RNA of Rhopalosiphum padi (bird cherry-oat aphid), 1333 nucleotides long. RefSeq names its product transcription intermediary factor 1-alpha-like. Gene Ontology annotation, cellular component: chromatin; nucleoplasm. Bases 3 to 1001 code for a protein of 332 amino acids. Gene Ontology annotation, biological process: positive regulation of DNA-templated transcription. The record is from RefSeq and is a predicted model, not a curated record. Gene Ontology annotation, molecular function: zinc ion binding; ubiquitin-protein transferase activity. The transcript has 9 exons. Lineage: Eukaryota; Metazoa; Arthropoda; Insecta; Hemiptera; Aphididae.
CAAUGGCUUCAACGUCAACUUCUGAAGUUAAAAUCGACGAUGUCCAUGGAGCAAUCGAUAUUUGGUCUAUAGGAAAAUGUGUAAUUUGUAAUAUGCAGUUAACUGGCGAGUCCAAAAUUUUAGAUUGCUUGCAUUUUAUUUGUAAAGAUUGCAUAGCAAAGGAAAACUCGGAUUCAGAUAUAGGAGUGAAAUGCAAAUGUCUAACAGUCACAAAAGGCCAACUGAUUGAAUAUCCUAUUGGAUCAUCACAUUUGAAUAUUAACGAAGAUCAUAACCCAAAUGUAAUAAUGACUUAUCCAAUAUUAGAAGAAUUUCCUGUAUGUCCUAUUUGUACAAAUACGUAUGCAGAUGUUUUCUGUACUCAAUGUUCAAUUUUGUUGUGCCAAUUCUGCCAUUUACAUUCCCAUCAUAAUCAUAACUAUAAAGUUCUUGAAAAGUUUCGCAAAGAAAUAAAUUCAAACGUGCUACUAGAAAAAUUCAAACUAGAAUCAAAUAACAAAAAUCUAGAUUUUUCUUUAAAAGAAAUAGAAAAGCAAAUUGAUCAUUUUAAAAUUGUAAAAACAGCUAUACAUGAAGAAAUUGAUAAAGAAACAGAAAUGUUACAUAAAGAAAUAAAUAAACGCGCAUUCGAACUAAAAUAUUUAGUUGAUAAUUGUUUUUUAGAUACAAUUGGUGAAACUUAUAAAAAUAAAGAAACAAUUAAGGAUUUACAAAAUCGAAAUAAAUAUUAUAUUGAAAUUACAAAAUCUGUUUUGAGUCACAACAAUCUAUCUGACAUUUUAAAUGUUUCAAGGGUUGUAUUGACUAAGCUAGAAAAUAUUAACAAUAAUACUAUAAAUACAUCAGAGGUGACGUCAAAGUUAGAAAUUGAUUUGACAAAUAAUUUUGAUGAAACUAUGAACAAUUGCAUUUCGACUAUUAAAGAACUUGGAAAUAUAAUUGCAUCACCAGUUUUCAGUUUAUCAAAAACGAAUAGCAUAAAUACAUCGAAAAAUGUUUGACAAACUGUUUUAAAUCUACAGAUUCCAACAUAUUACGAGAAGAUUUCUAAUCCAGUAAGUUUGAAUAUUAUUACGAACCGUUUUGAAUUGAAUACGUAUUAUACAAGACUCCCUCACAUUAUUGAUGAUAUCAAACAAGUUUUUUUAAAUGCAUUGAUGUUUUAUCAUCCAACUAGUGAUUAUAAUUUGGCAAAAAUCCUUCAAAAUUCAUUAGAUACAAGGAUCUCCGAAUGGUUAUCAGAACUCAAUACUAAAAAAAAGUGAUGAAUCAUACACAAUUAAAUUAAUUGGAAUCAAAUACUUUAAUUAAAGUAUAAAUACAAUCGUGAUUG